CUCCCCCUGACCAACUCUAGAGCAGCAGCGGUGGUAAAGUUUGGAGAGGAAAACUCAGACUUCUUCAGCGGGCGAGAGGCUCACCAAACAUACACCGACACAGGCCAAAACAAGGCAUCCAGUAUGGACGACUUGGACGCGUUGCUGGCGGACCUGGAAUCUACUACGUCCCACAUCUCAAAGCGACCAGUGUUCUUGCCCGAGGAGACCCCCUACUCCAUCCCUACCGGUGGACAAUCCUACCAGGAUGUGUCGGUUCCACCUCCAGUUCCUCCUCCACCUUCAGCCGAGGCUCUGAACGGCUCCCUGAUAGAUCAGCCAGACUCCCACCACUCCUCUCAGCAGUCUUUAGGUUCAGCCCAGAAGAGUUCAUGGUCGAGAGACAGUAGCAGCUCUCCGUUGUCUCACAUUGAAGAGGACCACGUCUACAGUUUCCCAAACAAACAGAAGUCAUCCGACUCGUCGACAGCAGCCAUGACCUCUGCCCUUGGCAGCAACCUAUCAGAGCUCGACAGGCUGCUUCUGGAACUCAACGCAGUGCAACAGAGCUCCCCUUCGUUCCCCACCACAGAGGAGACAGCUCCACCUUUACCGUCCUGCAGCAUCACCCACUACGAGAACGGCGGCGCCCCUGAGAUCAUGGUAAGCCCUGCUGCUCAGGAGAAGCCCAAGAGGAACGGAACAAGGUUGGACGAGGCCCGACCGUCUGUGGAGAGUCUGCUGGACGAGCUGGAGGGCUCAGUGCCUUCACCCAGCCCCUCCGCUCGCCACAGUGAUUUGGACAGCCCCUCUCAGCAGCAAGCCCGAAUUUCAGCUUCCUGUGCCACAAGAGAGCUCGAUGAGCUGAUGGCGUCUUUGUCGGACUUCAAGAUUAUGGCUCAAGGAAAGAGUGCUGUUCCCGGCGGUCCCCCGACACAGGUCAACAAGCUGGACAACAUGCUCGGUAGCCUCCAGUCUGACCUCAACAAACUGGGCGUGCAGACGGUAGCUAAAGGAGUUUGCGGCGCUUGCGCAAAGCCAAUCGUGGGACAGGUGGUGACUGCCAUGGGCCGCACAUGGCACCCCGAACACUUUGUGUGCACACACUGUCAAGAGGAGAUAGGCUCCAGGAACUUCUUUGAGCGUGAAGGACAGCCCUACUGUGAGAGAGACUACCAUAACCUGUUCUCCCCGCGAUGCUUCUACUGCAACGGGCCCAUACUGGAUAAAGUUGUGACGGCGUUGGAUAGGACAUGGCAUCCUGAACACUUCUUCUGCGCCCAGUGCGGCUCUUUCUUCGGCCCAGAGGGUUUCCAUGAAAAAGACGGAAAAGCUUAUUGCAGGAAGGAUUACUUUGACAUGUUUGCACCGAAAUGUGGCGGCUGUGCUAGAGCCAUUCUGGAGAACUACAUCUCAGCGCUGAACUCCCUCUGGCAUCCCGAGUGUUUUGUUUGCAGGGUUUGUAUCAUGCAGUCCUGUCAUUAUGACAUUUUUUGUUAUGUAUUUUUCUUUAUAAGAUGUUAUUAUGAGGAAAAAAGCAUCAGAGUAACAUUCUCCUCUGCUGUCCCUUGUCUCCGUCUACAGGAGUGCUUCACCCCAUUUGUGAAUGGAAGUUUCUUUGAGCAUGACGGCCAGCCCUACUGUGAAGUGCACUACCACGAGCGACGCGGCUCCCUUUGCUCCGGCUGUCAGAAGCCCAUCACAGGCCGCUGCAUCACGGCCAUGGCCAAGAAGUUCCACCCGGAGCACUUUGUCUGCGCCUUCUGCCUCAAGCAGCUCAACAAAGGCACCUUUAAAGAACAAAACGACAAACCCUACUGCCACGGCUGCUUCGUCAAGCUGUUCAGUUAGGCACCAGAGCACAUAACUGUACUACAGAGUUCUGUGUUUGGGUCACGGCUUAGAUAAGUGUCUAAAGCAUCUUUAGCACAAGUAGUGUGGGAAUGGAUUGUGUUUAUAUAUAAAAAAAAAAAAAAGGGGUUGUCUGUUUUCUGAUGAUGACAUUGGAAGUGUGUAUGGAUUAGGUAUGUGCAUGUGGUUAAAGCAACAUUCAGGCUAAAAUACAUUUAACUCGUGCUUGAGACAUUUGGAAAAAAGGUCAUUAUUUUCAAACUGAUAACUGUUUUUCUUUAAGCUCCUAUUGGUUUUAAAUGAGCCUGUAGGUUUGAUGCAGAUAAACUCGCAACACAACAUUUUAAGGAGAAUGAAAAUCUUCAGAGCCUGAUAAACUGGCAUUACAAUGCUUUUUUAAAUCAACACUGAUAUGCAGAACUCUUUUUGUCCAAUCUUCUAAAAAUGUGUUGGACUUAUAAACAGGCAAAGAGCUGGCGUUCUUUUUUUUGUUACUCUGGCAUCAAUUUGUUUUCUAACCUUUUUAGUUUUUGUCUUUUACUUUAUAGAAGUUGGUGAAAUCUUUCUGAACACUGAAGAAAUCCAUGAAAUGCUCUGUGUGUUUGACAUUGUUGCUCACUGGUUGAGUGUCCUUUUUAGAAACCAUGAAAAAAAGAUACAAGAAUCAGAAAACGAUAGCAGGGAGAAGGUGACCUGUUACUAUUUUUAGCAUUACAGUAGAAACCAUUUUACAGCUGAUGAGGAGAAAAGCUUUUUAAGAUGUUUUUGUAAAGCUGGACAGAGCAGAUGGAUAAACCCACGAUAUCAUUGUCGCAUUUACUGGAAAUAGGCUUAGUCAGCACUCACUAUUAUUUUUGUAUGUGUGUAAUGUGUUGUCGUUAAGACCUUUUUAUGGAGUCACCCAAUCAGCCUAAGAUAUAUAUAUAAUGAUUUAAUGUGUUGACACCAGCAUGUCAGAACAGAAACAUUUAAUGAAUCUCAAGCACACGUAUCUUUUAGCCAAAGUCUGAAGUCACCCAUCGGUGAAUAUUUCAGUGUUGCUCAUUGGAAAAAUUCAAUAUGCAUCAGUUCAUCAGUAGAUGCGACUCUUAUGAGUAAGGGGCAACUGCAUAUUUUUGAGCAAACCUCACGUUUUUAAAUGUUUCACUGCCAAAUCAUUCCUUGUCUUUUCACAGAUGAAAAGAGAAAAUCUGAAAACAGUUUCUUGCAGUAGCUUCAUACAGUGAAGUGGAGCCUCAAACAGAUAUUGGGAGUAUUUUGUGAUAACUGGCAUCUCUUACACAACCAGUACCAUUUCUGAGUACAUCCUCAGAUGUUGUUUUUCUUUUUUUUGUUUGUAAAUAUCCGAUGCAGCUACAUUGUAAGCAAAGCGCUGGCAUGCUUAGCAUGUACAUGUGUUUGAUAACCACUCAUUCAGAGAGGGAGAGGGCAGGUGGAAAGACAUAACAAAGAUACUUUGGUAUUUUUAGUGUCAUUACUGUAUUGAGAAGCUGAUGAAUGUUCACUAUUUUGAAAGAAGUAUAUAAUGCAAGAAAAUCCAUAAAAUAAGCAUGUGAUACUCCAAUAAUGCUAUGCAACUGUGGAUUAACCCCUUUGUAUGUCAGCAUCUUUGUUCAAUAACAGGCUGUCUGUGCCAUUGUAUCAGUACAAUGUCUAAUAACACUGGCAAAUUCAGCAAAAUACUGUUAACAGAUGAAAAUCCACAGUUAUGUUUUCAUGUUACUAGUCUGUGAGUCCACUGAGAAGUGUAGGCUGUGGGAGUCAAAGCCUGGUGGUCUUCUAGAAGAAGUUGUAGGACUAAGAUGACUCACUUCCCUCAGCAUCUGAGUAGCAUCUACUGUAUGACCACCAGGCUGGGUUUGUACAUGGUUCAUGAAAUGCAGCAGAUGUAUCGGGCCUUUGUCUUGUUCAGGGAAAUCUAGAGCCUUAACUCUUUUCUCUCUUUCUAUUUAAGAGAUCAUGUAACAGUUGUUUUUUCAAAUCAUUUUAGUAGAGUGUUAUUUAACCAAAGCCAUACCUUCUUUGAAUUGUUUUUUCUGUUCUUUUUUUUUUCUUUUCACUUUGAAUGUCAAUAGGUAUGAAUAGUGAGAUUCCUCACCUCUAGUCUGAUUAUGCAAAUAAAUUCUGUUUUGGUAUCAAAA
This is a messenger RNA of Scomber scombrus (Atlantic mackerel), 3971 nucleotides long. Its product is annotated as paxillin-like. The transcript is spliced from 10 exons. The record is from RefSeq and is a predicted model, not a curated record. The coding region runs from base 124 to 1830 and encodes 568 amino acids. NCBI's taxonomy places the organism in Eukaryota, Metazoa, Chordata, Actinopteri, Scombriformes, Scombridae. Gene Ontology annotation, biological process: transforming growth factor beta receptor signaling pathway; endothelial cell migration; substrate adhesion-dependent cell spreading.